AUGCCGGCUACCUCACCUUCGGUGCGUUCACGACCUUCCAUACAUCUCCCGAAUAAGGACGUACUAGGAAAACAGAAUCCUCAUCAGAGACCUACCACCCCUUUUGCUAAAAAUCCAAUAGAGAAGGCCGUCUCUAAAAAAAUAAUAAGAAAAUCAAGAGAUGAUUCCCCUCCUGUUUCUCCCGUUCCUACUCUCAAGAGACCAGUUACUCCUCAUGGUAGGCCUGUCACCCCAAGGGAAAAACAACCAACAAGUAUUUUAAAAUCAGAUAAAAAAAAACAAGAUACCAUAAAACAAUCCGGUUCUAAAUCUUCUACCAUAACACGAUCUGCCUCUCCUCCUGCUCCGACCACUCAUCAUGCCUCCGCUCAUGCUAAUUCUCAUCAAGCCACUGCUCAUCGUCGUUCUCAUGAACGUGUUCCUUCCCCUGAUAAAUCUUUAUUAGAAGAAAACAAAAAAUUAAAACGUCUCCUGGAUGAGCGUGAUGAAAUGUUACAUGAGAAAGAAAUUGAAUUACAAGAAGCUGCCGAUAUUAUUAAAGCUUUAUCCGAUCGUCUUGAACAAUCACAACGUGACAAUUCUUUAUUACGUGAACAAUUAGCUUCUUCUGAUUCAACUUCUAACCUACUGUCUGCAAUUUCUAACAAUUAUCAACGUAUUCAUUCUGAAGUUGAAAAUUGUGAUGAUUUAAAAGUUACUUCUCACUCAAUACCAAAAAUCAUAGAACCUAUUAGACCUCAUUCUAGAACUUUAAAUAAACCUAUGAAUCCUAAUUUAUCACCUUUUUCAUCUAGACAGAUAGGAAUUGAUGGUAAACGUGAUCUUCAAUACGCAAAAAGGGAAGCUGCCGUUAAAGAUGUUAUAAUGGAAGAUUCGGAUGAAAGUGAUACUGAUGAAUUCUUUGAUCAUAAUAAUGAUAAUAUAUCUACCAAUCAAAUCGAUUCGGAAAUCGAAAUUGAUGACGAUGAUGAUGAAAUCGGACUUCCACAAGGCAAUUUGAAUCUAGUUGGCCGUAAUGCUAAACAUGACCAUGAAGUUCCAGCUUAUAUUAAUGAAGAUUAUGAUGAUGAAUUGACCAAUGAAACUCAACAUGCCUCACCUUUUAAUUCCUCGGUUCAAUCUUCCGAAACUUUAAAAGAAUCUGAAGUUUAUAAUAAACUCUCACCACGUCGUCUUCGUCGUUAUCCAAAUGAACCUUCUACCCAUACUGUUGAACAGUCCAAUUUUAACUCUACUGAAGGUUCUGGCAAAAAUGGUCAAUCGGUUUUGUCAUCAUCACAACAAAUUCCUUUAAAAGUUAAUGGUAAUGUUUCAAAUCCAACUCAACAACGCUCUCAACCUCCCUCAAACCCUCAAUCUCCAUCUGUUCCAAAAGUAGUGGCCUCUUCUCCAUCAAAAUCAAAAUUAAACGUUUUAAAUGCCCUAAACAGCUCCUCUCGUACUAAAAACCCUGGUCUGGCCUCUAAACUUAACUCUGGUGCUUCCUCUUCUGAUGAUCGAUGUCCAACACCUGUUCCUCAAAAUCAAUCAAAUUCAUCCGGUCGCAACGUUAAUGAUGGUUAUACCCCUACUACUCGUCGUCUCUCCAGUUUUGUGGAUUCUAAUCGUUCUUCAUCCCCAUCUCCGGCUUUAUCACAUCAACGACCUUCUCCAAAUUCUGGAAACCCCAAAAAUGUUUUGUCCCGUCCAGUUAGUCAAAUUGUUUCCGAAUCAAAAAACAGGUCAUCUUCACCACUUCUUAAACAAGUUACAUCUAUUCGCCAAACUUCUUCACCGGUCCCAUCAUCAAAUCGUCCUUCAACUCCUGCUCGCCCUCAAUCUCCUGCAUUUACCACAUCACGUACCCCUGUAUCAAGUCAACCUCGACGUGUUCGUCCUAAUGAAAAUGUUGAUCCUUCUAUUCCACGUCCACCACCUCCAUUGCCUUCACCAGCAUCUGACGCUGAUGUUGCAACCAUCCAAAAUUACCUUCGUCAUUAUCUCCGUUUAAUUGCUAAUUAUAGCACAAUGGAUAACCCUCUUAAAUAUUAUGAUCUUAAAGGGGUUAUCGAUGAAGGUUCUUCUGCUAAAGUUCAUACAGCGUAUCCAUUGAAUUCUAUUAAAGAUGAAGUCGCUGUAAAGAUAAUUCCUCUUGCAUAUUCUUUGGAAUUCAUUUUUAAUGAGAUCUAUGUUCUCAAACAUCUCAAACAUAAGAAUAUUGUUGAAUAUAAAGAAAGUUUCUUAAGAUGGGAUGGUGAUAUCCGAGAAGUAUGGAUUGCAAUGGAAAAAUGCGCUCGUGGUGAUGUUACUAAUCGUGCAGGAAAGAUUACUCCCCGUGAAGUAAGUCGAAUAACUGGAGAGCUUUUGAAAGCUUUAAAACAUUUACACGCUCAUGGUGUAAUCCAUCGUGAUAUUAAACUCUCCAACAUUUUGGCUACUGCUGAAAAUGAAAUUAAACUUGCCGACUUUGGCAUCUCCUCAUUGACUCCAACAUCGACCACUUCCGAGGUGGGCACAAUUCCAUAUAUGGCCCCCGAUGUUAUCCGCGUCGCCGCCGACCGUCCAUAUGAUACCAAAGUAGACAUCUGGUCUUUGGGUAUCUGUGUUUUAGAACUUUUAACUGGCAAAGCUGCUUGGGGACGUGCCAGUGAUAUGGAAAUCAGGGAAAAACUUCGAAAUGGCGAGAAACCCUACGGAUUUCAUCGUUUACGUAGUAAAAAAGACGUUGAAAUUGGUUGGGAAGCCAUUGAUUUCUUAAGUAAAUGUUUCAUUGAAAAUUGUAAAGAUAGUCAAUCAACUUACUUUAUACGGACCUCGGUUCUCCUUAUUGUUGAAUUAAGUCCUGCACUCUGA
Racocetra fulgida is the source of this 2832-nucleotide messenger RNA. The record is from the annotation of a GenBank genome assembly. Lineage: Eukaryota; Fungi; Glomeromycota; Glomeromycetes; Diversisporales; Gigasporaceae.